AUGCCUUCCAAAAACUCGAUUAAUAGACCUAAAUUAACGGUGAAUGUGAAUCGUAAGAAUCAGUCCUUAGCGAGAAAGCGUAAUGCACGUGAAAAAGCCGGUCUUCUGAAACCUGCAAGGUCGAGUGAAAAUUCGAAAUCUGGUGAAGUUAAAUCAGUUCCGUUAGACCUAUACUUCCAGCAAAAGAAUGAUGAUGGUACAAAGACAAGCAGUGGUCUCACAACGAGGACUUUGUCAAAAAAAAGAGCAAAGAAGAUCGAAAGAAACAUCAAGUAUGCAGAGCAAAGAAAGCUUCUAACGGAUGUUCAGGCAAAUAUGGAAAAUGAAGAUGGUAUGGAAAUUGAUAUCUUGUCCAAAGAAAAAAAAAGUAAAGACGUUAAGAAGAGCGCUCUAAAAAAUUUGAAGGAUGCCAUUUGGAAUAUUCUAGAUGACACUUCCAGCCCGGGUCUUGUUUUGGCAAAUGGGCAAGGUACCACAUUAGGUGGGCCCUUCUUCCCAUAA
Molecule: messenger RNA, 501 nt
Organism: Zygotorulaspora mrakii
Lineage: Eukaryota; Fungi; Ascomycota; Saccharomycetes; Saccharomycetales; Saccharomycetaceae
Gene: ALB1
Product: Alb1p
Exons: 1
Coding region: 1-501 (166 amino acids)
Source: RefSeq, a predicted model, not a curated record